Messenger RNA from Nicotiana attenuata, 1740 nucleotides. RefSeq lists its product as uncharacterized. The transcript has 3 exons. The record is from RefSeq and is a predicted model, not a curated record. Gene Ontology annotation, molecular function: protein dimerization activity. Bases 1 to 1740 code for a protein of 579 amino acids. NCBI's taxonomy places the organism in Eukaryota, Viridiplantae, Streptophyta, Magnoliopsida, Solanales, Solanaceae.
AUGAACUUGUUGAAAUUUUACAACAAAGUACCAAAAAUAAGUUCGGUGUCUCAAAAUCAAUCUAACAGAGAAGAUAAUGCCGAUCAAGAAAUUGAUAAUAUUGCUCCAAAGUCCGAUCCAGCUGAAAGAACUCCAAUAUUGGAGUAUCAUCCAAACCAUUGCGAUGAAAUAAGGAGGGCAUACAUUCAAGGUGGUCCUUGCCAACCUCGGUAUCAUGACUUCCCUCAGUCUGACUUUUCUGGAUUUAAGCGUCGUUUUAAUCCUAUAUGGUUUGAUGAUUUUAAUUGGUUGGAGCAUAGUGUAAGUACCGAUGCUGCAUCUUGUUUACCUUGUUAUUUAUUUAAGGGCGAAAGUAUUCAUCAAGGUGGUGGUGAUGUUUUUUCUAGUAAAGGGUUUAGGAAUUGGAACCGAAAAGAAUGUUUUAAGAAACAUGUUGGUUUGCCAAAUAGUAUUCACAAUCAAGCAAUUAGAAAUUGUGAUGAUCUAAUGCGGCAACAACAGUCUAUUAUUGCUGCAUUUGACAAACAGUAUGAUCAAACUAAGCAUGAGUAUUGGCUUCGCUUAAAUGCUUCACAGUUGAUAUGUUUCAAAGAAGUGUGUUCAAGUGGUGAACUUGUAUUAUUGGUUUCAAAUAUUCUGAAUGUGUUGGGAGCUUCUUUUAAACGUGUGGAUGAAUUUCGAGAUUCUCAAAACGAAAAAUUCCAAGAGGCAUUAGAUAUGGAUGAACUAAAAACAGGUAGAGGCUUGAAUCAAAAACUUGGUCUUGUUAGAGCCGGUGAUACUCGUUGGGGAUCUCACUACAAGUCAUUUGGAAACUUUAUUUGUAUGUUUGGCUCUAUUGUUGAUGUUCUUGAUACUCUUGUUGAAGAUGCAAAUAUUUUGGGAAUCACAAAUGAGCUGAAUGUAUCCUUACAAAAAAAAGAGCAAGAUAUUGCAAAUGUCAUGCUACUUGUUCAAGUAGCAAAGAAAAGAUUGCAAACUUUAAGGAGGGAUGAUGAAUGGGAUUUGCUUGUUGAUAAAAUAUCUAUAUUUUGUAUCAAGCAUGAUAUUUUGGUCUCUAAUUUUGAUUAUCUAUAUGUUAACUCUGGAAGAUCACGGCGAAAACCUACUGAUUAUACUGUUUUUCAUCAUUAUCGUGUUGAUGUGUUUUGUAAAGUUCUUGAUUGGCAACUUCAAGAACAUAACGAUCGUUUUGACGAAAGGACGACUGAUUUGCUUCAUGGAGUUGCUUGUUUGAAUCCAAUUGACUCAUUUUCAAGUUCUCAUAUCAGAAAGAUAAUGAAGAUGGCUGAAUUGUAUCCGGAUGACUUUGAUGAAUAUAGGAUGAGUGCUCUUGAGAAUCAGCUUGCGAGUUAUAUUAUUGAUGUUCGUGAUUUUGAUGAAAGGUUCUCCAAUCUAAAUGGGCUUUCUGAUCUUUCAAAAAGAUUAGAGACAAAGAAGCAUUCAGCUUAUCCUCUUGUAUUCCUCUUAGUGAAACUUGCGUCGCUUUUGCCUGUUGCCACUGCAACCGUUGAAAGAACUUUCUCAGCAAUGAAGUUUAUCAAGAAUGACUUUCGGAAUCGAAUGGAUGGUGACCUUUUAGGCGGUUUAGUGCCUUAUGUAGAAAGAGAAGUAUUCAGUAUUGUUUCUAACGAGUCUAUUAUAAAAACAUUUCAAGAGAUGAAGCCUCAUCGAGUACAAUUGGAUUUAUCUAAUUGUUCAUACUAUAACGAGUCUCUUUUCGAUGCUUCUUUAUAUUAG